AUGAUGUUCUUGUUGUGCCUCUUCAAUCUUGCCUUGCGGCAUGCUCCUCAAGCUCCACUAUCUUUUGUUGAUUUUUUAUUGGAAAAGCUGAUGGAGUUGGGAAGUUGUGAAUCUGAGACAAAAUCAAGAUCUUUUCUGGAGGACAUUGUGGAGUCACGCCAUGAAAAUCAGGAACUCCAAGACCUUUGGGAUCACAUUCUGGAGCUGCUGUUCAAGGUAGAGCAUUUCAUAGACUACCUAGUGGUUGGUGAUAUUUCAUUCUCUUUCUGUGUAUCUUUGGUUUCCAUAAUGAAAGACAUGAGGAGCAUUAAGCUAAAGAUUGACUUCCGGAAACCAAAAAUGAAACUAAAGCGAGUAGAUAUGACUCGCGAUCAUUUGUCAUCUCAAAGAAUUCUGUCAUUCAAAACAGAGGUUGUAGGAUACCUUGAUGAGGCGAAAUCCAUUGAGCUAAAGCUCACGAGAGGACCUAAACAACUGUGGGUUGUCACCAUUGUGGGGUAUGCUCGGACAAGGUAA
Oldenlandia corymbosa var. corymbosa is the source of this 516-nucleotide messenger RNA. The record is from the annotation of a GenBank genome assembly. NCBI's taxonomy places the organism in Eukaryota, Viridiplantae, Streptophyta, Magnoliopsida, Gentianales, Rubiaceae.